CAGGCACUGCACUCUCAAGCUUCUAAAACUCCAACUCUCUUCCCUUACAAGGACUCCCAAUUUUUUGCUCAAUACACACAACCUUGGGUUGGAGAAGAAGAUGGCCACAGUCACCACACAGGCCUCAGCUGCCGUGUUCCGGCCUUGCUCAUCGAAGGCCCGGUUCUUGACCGGCUCGUCGCCUAAAUUGAACAGAGAGGUCAGCCUCAAAGCUUUGCCAUCGACUUCAUCACCUGCUUCUUUCAAGGUUGAGGCCAAGAAAGGGGAAUGGUUGCCUGGUCUAGCCUCACCAGGUUACCUCAAUGGAAGCCUUCCAGGUGACAAUGGAUUCGACCCGCUCGGUCUCGCUGAGGACCCGGAGAACCUGAAAUGGUAUAUCCAAGCGGAGCUCGUGAACAGCCGGUGGGCGAUGCUCGGGGUCACAGGGAUGCUGCUCCCGGAAGUUUUCACCAAGAUUGGCAUCAUCAACGUGCCCACCUGGUUCGACGCAGGGAAGGCUGAGUACUUUGCAUCUUCCUCUACCCUGUUUGUGAUUGAGUUCAUCCUGUUCCAUUACGUCGAGAUCCGGAGAUGGCAGGACAUAAAGAACCCGGGGAGCGUCAACCAGGACCCGAUCUUCAAGCAGUACAGCUUGCCCCCUAAUGAAGUGGGUUACCCCGGCGGCAUCUUCAACCCCCUCAACUUUGCUCCCACUGUUGAAGCCAAGGAGAAGGAGCUCGCCAAUGGGAGAUUGGCAAUGUUGGCAUUUUUGGGGAUGGUGGUGCAAUACAAUGUGACAGGGAGGGGGCCAUUUGACAACCUAUUGCAGCACCUUUCAGACCCAUGGCACAACACCAUAGUCCAAACACUAAGGGGCUACUAAAUACAUUUCUAGGGCACAGGGAGAGAGAGAGAGAGAGAGAGAGAGAGAGAGAGAGAGAGAGAGAGAGAGAGAGAGAGAGAGAGAGAGAGAGAGAGAGAGAGAGAGAGAGAGAGGGAGAGAGAGAGAGAGAGAGCAGUUUGCUCUUCCUGGUUUGUUUACCGCGAUGAUCAAAUGAUGUUUAUGAGUAAUAUAUUCUGGACAUCUGUGUAAAAAGAAUUCCUCUGUACAAGGUCAUUGAUCUAGCAAUCAAUCUUUUCAUGCAAGUUUAUUUUCAA
Messenger RNA from Syzygium oleosum, 1137 nucleotides. Its product is annotated as chlorophyll a-b binding protein 4, chloroplastic. The record is from RefSeq and is a predicted model, not a curated record. The coding region runs from base 101 to 862 and encodes 253 amino acids. The transcript is spliced from 3 exons. Lineage: Eukaryota; Viridiplantae; Streptophyta; Magnoliopsida; Myrtales; Myrtaceae. Gene Ontology annotation, biological process: photosynthesis, light harvesting in photosystem I; response to light stimulus. Gene Ontology annotation, cellular component: membrane.